AUGGGGAUCUUCGCUGCAUUUCUGAAGGUGGAGCUCGCGGUCUUGUUCAAGGACUUUGGCCUGAAGGCAGUCAGGAUACGGCAGAACUCCUCUGCAAAAAGUUUCGCAUUUCUUGAAAUGGCGUCCCCUGAGGCAGUACAGCUUGCCGUGCAGACGCGGAAUGGGGUGAUGGUGAAAGGACAGCGGAUGGUUGUGGCUGUUUCCGAGGAGAGGAGAAGUCCCGAGUACAGAAAGAACCACACGGAGAUGCCGGAUUUGGAGCCAGUCCCUGAUGGAUUGCCCGUAGGCAAUGGUGACCUUGUUCCAAAACCCGGCGUCCAGACCGUACCACCUCCAACAAAGAAGAACCUUUAUGCGAUUCCUGUAGAGAUGAGAUGUUCCUUCCUGACGCAGAUGUCGCGGGACUGCUUCAAGGACCUGGGCUGGCUGAGAUCCAUUUCCAGCAUCUCUGGAGAAGCGGCACUCCUGGUGACCGACACGGUGCCGCAGACUCCGUUCUUCUGGGCGAUUCACCUCACAGAGGAAAGCCUCCGAAACAUGCAGAAGCUGUUCAGCGCUUUAGCAGAAGUUGAAUCCCAGAUGCCCUUCCUGACAAAACAGGAAGUCCAGCGGGGGACACGGUGUAUGGCAGAGUGCAUUCUGGGGAAAGAAGGCGGAGCCUGGAACAGGUGCUGGGUUUUGGACAAGGUGGGGAACUUGGCCAUGGUGUUCUUUGUGGAUUUCGGCCGCUCGGCCACCGUCCCGCUGAACGCCCUGCGGAGGCUGGACAAGGAUGACUUCUGGACGAUCCAGCCUUUGGCACAGCCGUUCGUGCUCCACAAAGGUAGGCAGCGGGAGUGUGAGAGGUAG
This is a messenger RNA of Gekko japonicus, 849 nucleotides long. RefSeq names its product tudor domain containing 10 (gene TDRD10). Gene Ontology annotation, molecular function: RNA binding. The record is from RefSeq and is a predicted model, not a curated record. Lineage: Eukaryota; Metazoa; Chordata; Lepidosauria; Squamata; Gekkonidae. The transcript is spliced from 9 exons. The coding region runs from base 1 to 849 and encodes 282 amino acids.